CAAGGAAUUGUAAGCGACGAAGCGCGAGUAGCGCUCUCGGAUUGCGCGCGUGCAGAUCCACAUCAACAGCACCUCUGUGAGCUUGUUGAUAUCACUCCACGAGUUCACGCUCAGCAACUCCCUGACACACUUACAAUUACUCUCAAUAUGGCGCCUGGAGUUCCCAAGCCAGGCCCGGCCAAACUUGGCCCCCGUGCUGGACUGGAUGAGUGGCUGGAGCAAGCCAAGCUAUGUCGAUACCUACCAGAGGGUGCCAUGAAGCAGCUCUGUGAGAUGGUGAAGGAGUGCCUUAUGGAGGAAUCCAACAUCCAACCCGUGCGUACGCCCGUCACAAUCUGCGGCGAUAUCCACGGGCAGUUUUACGACCUUCUCGAGCUCUUCCGAGUCGCUGGUGGUAUGCCGGGGGAGACAAAUGUACAAGCUCCUACAACUAUGAUCACCUCUGACGAUAUUGAGCCUCCAACCACUAUCGGCGGUGAUAAAAUUGGCAGUGACAGCGGUAUCGGGAGCAGCGUUGCAAGUAGUACAGAGGAUGAUGUUGAGGAGCAGCCAAGGGGCCGUCCCCGUACCGCCGGGAGCGCUCGUUCAAGAGCAAGUUCGGCUGCUCAUUCUGACAACACCAACGAAGUUACUGGCACAGGAAAGCAGAACUUUGUGUUCCUUGGCGACUUUGUCGACCGCGGUUAUUUCUCCUUGGAGACACUUACUCUCCUUAUGUGCUUGAAAGCCAAAUACCCCGACCGCAUUACCCUUGUCCGCGGCAACCACGAGUCUCGUCAAAUCACACAAGUCUACGGUUUCUAUGAGGAGUGCCAACAAAAAUAUGGCAAUGCGUCCGUCUGGAAGGCUUGCUGUCAAGUUUUUGACUUCCUUAUCCUUGCAGCUAUUGUUGAUGGAGCUGUUCUGUGUGUUCACGGAGGUCUGAGUCCAGAAAUCCGUACUCUGGACCAAAUCCGCGUCGUCGCCCGUGCCCAGGAGAUUCCUCACGAGGGUGCGUUCUGUGAUCUGGUCUGGAGUGAUCCAGAAGAUGUGGAAACCUGGGCCAUUUCUCCCCGUGGAGCUGGAUGGCUGUUUGGAGACAAGGUCGCAACAGAGUUCAACCAGGUCAAUGGACUUAAACUCAUUGCCCGUGCUCAUCAGCUUGUAAACGAGGGUUAUAAGUACCAUUUCCCGCAGAAGUCCGUUGUUACCGUCUGGUCUGCUCCAAAUUACUGCUACCGCUGCGGUAAUGUCGCCUCCAUCAUGAACGUCGGAGAGGACCUCGAUCCCAAGUUUUCCAUCUUCUCGGCCGUUCCUGAAGACCAGCGAGCUGUCCCUGCAGGCCGCCGUGGCGCUGGCGAAUACUUCCUCUGAACCACAACUGUUAUUUACGUCACCAGGAGCGUUCUGGUCGACGGUUAAACCCUUAGUUUUUGGAGUCUGCCCCUGCAUACUGGCGUUUUGGCUUUGGCAUAUGGCAUGUGGUUGAGAAAUACCCUGUUUGAGUAUAAAUGGCGUUAGUGUUUCCAGAGUUUCCAAAUCGAGAAGAGAG
This is a messenger RNA of Pseudogymnoascus destructans, 1531 nucleotides long. RefSeq lists its product as uncharacterized. The coding region runs from base 148 to 1353 and encodes 401 amino acids. The record is from RefSeq and is a predicted model, not a curated record. The transcript is spliced from 4 exons. Gene Ontology annotation, biological process: G1/S transition of mitotic cell cycle; peptidyl-serine dephosphorylation. Gene Ontology annotation, molecular function: protein serine/threonine phosphatase activity. Gene Ontology annotation, cellular component: cytoplasm. NCBI's taxonomy places the organism in Eukaryota, Fungi, Ascomycota, Leotiomycetes, Thelebolales, Thelebolaceae.